GAGAACGAAAGGUCUUUCUAGGUGCAUUCGACCCUUUAAUACUUAAGUGGCAUAUCUCUUCAUCCUGUCUCUCUUUUCCCUUUCUUUCAUUGUUUGUUUUGUUUGCACUCUCCUCUCCCCUUAACAGUAACUCAACAAUCAAGAGGAUCAGAUCCAUAGGAGAAGUUUUAUCUGUCCAUCACCAAAACCGCGACUACUGAUCAGUCAAUCCCAUCAAUCAAAUCAAAUCAUCAGAAAGAAAAGAAAGGAAAGAAAAGAAGAAAAAAAAAAGGGAAUCAACAAAAAGAGGAACAACAACAAUAUCAAACAUGUCCUCCUCAUCCACUUCCUUUUCACCGGACCAACAACACCUCUCUCCCUCCGACCAGCUCUGCUAUGUCCAUUGCAACUUCUGUGACACUGUCCUCGCGGUGAGUGUUCCUUGCACCAGCUUGUUCAAGAAUGUCACUGUGAGAUGUGGUCAUUGCACCAACCUUCUCUCAGUCAACAUGCGUGGACUGCUUCUUCCCAGUGCCAAUCAGCUUCACCUUGGCCACACUUUCUUCACUCCUCAAAAUCUUAUGGAGGAGAUUCGUAAUGCACCUUCAACAAACAUAAUGAUGAAUCAGCUGCCGAACCCUAAUGAUUUGGUCAUGAGCACCAUGAGAGGAGGGCCUGAAGAAACCCCUAAGCCUCCAUCAGCUAAUAGACCUCCAGAGAAGAGACAGCGAGUUCCGUCUGCUUACAACCGCUUCAUCAAGGAUGAGAUCCAACGUAUCAAAGCUGGGAAUCCUGAUAUAAGCCACAGAGAGGCCUUUAGUGCAGCUGCAAAGAAUUGGGCCCAUUUUCCACACAUUCAUUUCGGACUCAUGCCUGAUAAUCAACCCGUGAAGAAAGCUAAUGUUCGUCAGGAAGCAGAGGACGUGCUUAUGAAAGAUGGGUUUUUCGCACCGGCUAAUGUAGGCGUCUCUCCCUACUAGAGGUGUUUAAGAAUUUUAGGGCUUUGAGUAUUGUUACCCAUGCAUGUCUCUCAUUAAGUAAUUGUGUACUAGGAGUUUGUCUUAUGCAUAUGAAUGUUGUGCACUUGUAUUAGUACUUGUUGGUGUUAAAAGUUGUUAGUUUAUGUUUACAAUCAAUGGUGGAAGGGAAUUCUGACGAAGCUAGAUUAGUUCUUCUGAAAAUGAAGAUGGUUUAUUUUCUGUUGAACUGGUCCUGGAAUGUAGAAAGCUCAAGUUACAAUAUUUAAUUUGAAGUUUUUCUUUAUUCUUA
Messenger RNA from Glycine soja, 1248 nucleotides. Its product is annotated as axial regulator YABBY 1-like. Bases 309 to 959 code for a protein of 216 amino acids. The record is from RefSeq and is a predicted model, not a curated record. NCBI's taxonomy places the organism in Eukaryota, Viridiplantae, Streptophyta, Magnoliopsida, Fabales, Fabaceae. Gene Ontology annotation, biological process: regulation of shoot apical meristem development; cell fate commitment; fruit development. The transcript has 7 exons. Gene Ontology annotation, cellular component: nucleus.